AUGUCUGCCUUCCCCGACCCGCCAUCUACUCCGCCCCGUGGCCCCGUGAAUCCUACUUCAGCUACUCCAACCGGAAUGAUCGACGAUAUGGAAUCCGAUGACUUCUACGAUUCCACCUCGUCUUCGGAUGAUGAGCUGAUCCAAGGCCCGUCGAAGAAAGUCAAGUUGACCCCCCGUGAUUCCGCGGGAGAUGCAGUCAAAAACGACACUCCCGUUCCGGCUAAAGGUGCCGCGUCUCCUAAGGACGGUACUUUGACUGAGGGCAGUGUUCAUUCGGAGGGCAAGGCUCCUGCUAGUGUCCCCGCCGAUACCGACGCUGAGUGCCUUGUUGCAACUCCUCCUCCGACCAGCCCACCUCUCGGCCCUCGUGAGGACACUACCGUCGCCGUUCCUGGGGACUCUCUGCCAGCCACCACCGUUCCUGACGCUCCAUCUGCCGGCAAUGAACCUCCGGCUUCCCGGGAGAGCACUCCAAGCGAGCCCUUCUGCGCUACCAACUAUCCCAUCUUUGACCCUGACGACUCAGAUUACGAAUUCGGGGACUAUGACGCCACAGUGUUCACCGAACCUUACGCUUACAGGCAGUACAUGUUGGAGCGACAAGUGUGGAGGAUGGUUGAGAGCAGAAUCACACGACACCUCCAAGACUGCCUUCGGGGCUCAGCACUCACCUGGUAUCAAGAAGAACUAAACGACGAAGAACGAGAGGAUCUUCGUGAUGGCAGUCUUGAAGAUUGGGUUGAUUCUCUUUGUGAUCGGUUCAGCCGUCCCCCUGAGGACCACCUGGAGAAAAUCAAAGAGAACCCUUUGGACUUGACCGUGGUCCGGGCGAGCAAGAAUAUUGAUUACUGGCUGGAUGGCCAGUUCAAGCGCGCCGACCCAGUGACGGACGAGCAUUGGGAGGCGUUGCAUAUGGUCUGGGAGUCUAUUGACCCAGAACUGAGAAAGGAUGUGCCUGAGCCAGACAGCGAUAGUUGUUAUGUCGGCUUUCUGUGGGAUCUCGAGCAUGCGCACGUGCAGUGGCGUCUCAGGCUUGGUCUCCCGCCAAUGUGUGCCUUCUCGUGA
Messenger RNA from Penicillium cataractarum, 1065 nucleotides. RefSeq lists its product as uncharacterized. The coding region runs from base 1 to 1065 and encodes 354 amino acids. The record is from RefSeq and is a predicted model, not a curated record. The transcript has a single exon. Lineage: Eukaryota; Fungi; Ascomycota; Eurotiomycetes; Eurotiales; Aspergillaceae.